AUGAGGAAUGUAAUUCUGGCCACAGGUUUGUGCUUGUUAUCUUGGAAGUUAGUUGUCAAACUUCGAACACACCACAAUCAGAAACGGUUAACAGUUAAGCGAAGACAAGUCGAACAAAAUGUCGAAAAAAUUAGACAAAGUCUGUCGAAUUUGCCAACGUCAGUCACACACACAAUUUGUAACGAAAGCUUGUCAUAUUUAUCUGAGCAGAUCAAGUUGGGAAGUUUAGAACCUGCUGAUGUACUACAUGCUUUUCAGCUCAAAGCGUUGGAGUUGUACGAUAACGGAAAUUCAGGUAUUUGUGAAUUCAUUUUGGAGGCAGAAGAGAAUGCUGUUAACAUGAUAUCGUCAUCGGACAUCGAUAAAGAAUCACAGCUGUAUGGGAUUCCUAUCAGCAUGAAAGAGAUUUUUACGUUGAGUGGUUAUGAUAGUACUUUGGGUGUUAUUAAACGCUGUAAUAAACCUAUGAGCGAUGACUGUGUUCUCGUGAAAGUACUCAAGAGUGUUGGUUCAAUCCCCUUCGUAAAUACUGUGACCAGUCAGCUAUGUCUCACAUUGGAUAGCUUUCACUGUGUUUAUCGUGAGGCAAAACAUCCAAUGAAUUCGUCGAGAAUGCCUGGUGGGAGUUCAACGGGGGAAGCUGUACUAUUGGCGUUGAAUGGUUCUCCAGUUGGUAUUGGUAGUGAUAUUGCUGGUAGCAUCCGUAUCCCGUGCGCAUUUAACGGGAUUCAUGGAUAA
Molecule: messenger RNA, 738 nt
Organism: Trichobilharzia szidati
Lineage: Eukaryota; Metazoa; Platyhelminthes; Trematoda; Strigeidida; Schistosomatidae
Source: the annotation of a GenBank genome assembly